Molecule: messenger RNA, 3924 nt
Organism: Pieris macdunnoughi
Lineage: Eukaryota; Metazoa; Arthropoda; Insecta; Lepidoptera; Pieridae
Source: the annotation of a GenBank genome assembly
AUGAUAUUGCGGGCAUCGGCAGAGCCGCCACAAACGUUUUACUCGCGGGCAAGCGUGACGCGUGCUGGGGCACCGAGCGCUCGGUCACUUCUUUCGCAAUCACGCACCCAAAGUGCGCCCCCGCCCCAUCUACCAAAGCCUCAAACUCGUCGGGUGCAAUCCUUGUCACGCGAGGGACAGUCCUCCGAUCGGCUCGUGCCGGAAGCGCCUCACCGGCCAAGCAUCCCGGUGGGCUGCCAUCAAGUGUUACCGGACGGUCGGAUCGCUCUCGGAGUGCCGGCUCAGCCUCAGCCAUCGAACCACCUGCCGGUCGUCAGCGACGCACCAUUUUGCUCCGACUGUGACAGCCACAUCGUUGGUGUAUUCGUGCGUAUAAAGGACAAGAACUUACACGUUGAGUGCUUCAAAUGCUCAACUUGUGGAUCGUCGCUAAAGAACCAGGGUUAUUACAACCUGAAUGGCAAACUCUACUGCGACAUUCACGCUAAGCUCGUGGCUCGCCAAAACCCACCGGCCCCGAACUUGGAGCCUGUUACCGUAGCACCUGGUGGACGCAUCCCAACGAACCCGUACACAACGCCAUUGCCUCCGCUAUCCACAGGCAACUACACCAAUGGGUCUUCAUCAUUGUUUAGCCCCGGAAGUAACCUGUCUGGUCCGAAGCCAUUCGGUUCAUCAAUCGGGUCGGCAUAUUCGCCAUCUCUUUCCCCCCGAUCGGCCCCGAUGUCUCCCGCGCGUCCCGUGGUAGCGCCCGCGCAUACUCCGGCGCCGGCCGCACCACUCUCUGCUCCCUUCGCACCGAACAAAAACGUUAAAAGCAUUGUGUGGCCCCCACCGAACCCCCCAGAAGACGAUACACCUUUACAAACUUCUUCAGAAUAUGCUCCCAGUAAUCCCACUGGAGAUCCCGCUUCCAUUACAACGGGCACAUUGUUAAAGAAAGCUACUGAAUCUAAAGUAGAGAAAGAUCAAAUUGUAUCAGGUGACCAAUUUAUAUCAACAUCACAAGAAAAUGCAUUUUCUUCUUCUGUCUCAUUUUCAUCCGCUUCGAUGUCUACCGCAAUAGCAGAUUCAUCAUUUACCAAAUCAUCUAUCCAAAGUGAAGAAUCACAAGUAGCGAAAGAAUUUUCUUCGUGCACCGUUCAAUCAUUUUCGGAACAAGCGUCAUCUGAAGGACGGACCUACAUGGCAUAUCAGACUCAACCAUCGGAAUUUCAAUCAAUUGGCACCAAUGAAACCAAACUUAUGGAAAAGUCAAUGCAUGAAACGAAAGGAUACAGUUCAAAUGAGAAAUCGACUAUCAAGGCAUUCCCAUCAACAUUGGAUGCAGCUCAUUCUAGCAAUUCAUAUUCCUACGAGACCCAACCACAAAUUUCACAAAACAGAGGCCAAUUCAAUUAUAACAAUACUGAAACACAGAAUACUUUAACAAAUCUCAGUGAUAACAUUUCACAUACAAAACCGCAGAACAUAUCUACACCAAGUCAUGGAAAUCAAGGUAAGGGUGGUUCUUUGCAAUCUACUGGCAAUAGUUCGAAAGUAUCGCAAAAAGAUACGAUUUCUCAAAGUUUUCAAACCUCUAAACCAGGUCAAGUAAAGCCUUCUAUGUCUAGGCCGACCAAUAAAAAAACUAAAACACCAACUUCAACCUCUGAAAAGAAGUCCGAUAUAUCCCCGAUGGUGGCGGCUCUGACCACAAUGCCUGAUAGACCUUUUACACCUGUUAGUAAUAUAUGUAAAGUGGACAAUACUUUGUUAAAUGAUACUGAUGUUACUUCUUCUCUUUCUAUGUGUGAUAGUUAUUCGAGAGAUUUUCAUUCAAUGUCUUCCCAACAACUUAUUCCACAAUCAGUACUUAAUGAAUUCGAAACCAAAGACAUAGAACGCUUUAAUACAAGUACGAAUAAUACUUGUAACAAUUUGCAAACAAGUUCUCAAGUUUCUGCUUUUCGACCAGUUGGUCAAUAUUCAUCGCAACAAUUGAAUUUUACGUCUGUAAAUGAUAGUAGCAUUAACACUCAAUCUAUGUCAUCCAAUUCACAAUCUGCUACAACUUGUGCAUCAUCUAGCUCAACGCAUACAACCCAAAGCUAUUUCGAACAAUUAGACCAAAAACAGACCUCAUUAUCGACCACAGUCUCAUCAAAACUAUCGACACUUCCAGGUGAUAUACCAGUAAAUAAAACCAAAAUUAUAAACAAGCCCCAAUUUCAACAGGAUUUACCUUCCUCUCCAAAUGCUUUCGGUGUUUCACAAGAAACGUUUAUUCCUGUAGUGAAUCCCGCAAACAGAAAUACGUCUCAACAAAAUGACUCUCCUACUAUUGUAGCUCCUGCGCCAUUACAUCCUUUGAAAAGAGAACAAGAUAUUAAGAUGUCAGUUAGCGAAUCGCCCCAAACGUUAAAAAGUAAGAUCACACCUAUUUCUAUGGUUUCUCAACCUGUUUCAGAUGAAAAUACCAUAAGAACAUCACCACCUCGAAGUCGACCUUCGACUCCAAGCCUUAUAAAUAAACCUGCACCUAUAAUACCUCGGUAUCAGAUGAACUUAGUUACUAUGGAACAUUAUGCACCAGAAAGUCAUACAUAUCAGCCGCCUGGAGGAGAAGGCAGUCGUACACCUACUCCUAAGCCAAGAUCGCGAACACCGGCUCAAGGGCCUUCUUCCAAAGCCCAAGCCCCACGUAUUAAAGAUUAUUCUCAAAGUAAUUUCGGCCAAAGUGAAACUUUCUCACACCAACUACCAUCUACUUUUCAAAGAGAUCUUUACCCAGUUCAGACACAACCAGCCUAUUAUGAAAAUAGACCUCCAUUGGUUCAGGAAGAAAAUCGAUCAAACUUUGAAAGACAGUCUGAAAGUUAUAACAAAGGAGACAUGUCCGUAAAGCAGGAUACUAUGAUGAACCAAAAUUAUGGACAAAGACAGAUGGAGUCACAGAAUGUGGCAGAAUAUGGGCAUACGACAGUGCAGACCACUAGAAAAACCUUUGAAGAAUACGAAAGCGCUCAAACUGCUAAAAUGAUAGAAAUCAAAAAAGGUGGCUUCGCGUCUUCUGAUUCAUAUCAACCAAUAGAGGCUUUUGAUCGUCCAUCUGCUAUUAACUUUAAGCAAACUUUACCUUCACCUGCCAUGAGUUUUUCGCCUUCUACACAAAAUUUCUCUUCUAAUAUUACUAAUGAAAAUGUGGAUACCACUAGACAAACUCAUACAAGUACGUUUGAAAUGAGUCCUUCAAUUUCUGGUGCUAACCGAGGUCCAGUGUGUGAUCCUACCCCAUCAACAGGUUCCAGUGUAGGGGCUGCCGCUCGUGGCAAAACUUUUGGCGUGUCAUCGGCUCCAAAAAGGGGGAGGGGAGUUUUGAACAAAGCUGUGCUACCAGGAUCUCGCGUUCCUCUUUGCGGUUCUUGCAACGGAAACGUUAGGGGCCCAUUCAUAACGGCCUUGGGUCGCAUCUGGUGUCCUGAACACUUCAUCUGCGUGAACGCGACAUGUCGCCGUCCCUUGCAGGACAUUGGAUUUGUCGAAGAAAACGGUCAAUUGUACUGCGAGUUCUGUUUCGAACAAUAUAUAGCCCCGGCUUGCGACAAGUGCCAUGCUAAGAUUAAGGAGGAUUGCCUCAAUGCUAUUGGAAAACAUUUCCAUCCCGAGUGUUUCAGCUGCGUGUACUGCGGGAAGCUUUUCGGGAACAAUCCAUUCUUCUUAGAAGACGGUUUACCUUACUGUGAGGCAGACUGGAAUGAGUUAUUCACGACGAAAUGUUUCGCGUGCGGUUUCCCAGUGGAGGCCGGCGACAGGUGGGUGGAGGCGCUCAACAAUAACUACCACAGUCAGUGCUUCAACUGCACGGUGUGCAAAAAGAAUCUCGAAGGACAGAGUUUCUUCGCCAGGGGAGGAAGACCUUUCUGCAGGGUUCACGCCCGCUAG